Molecule: messenger RNA, 6538 nt
Organism: Meriones unguiculatus (Mongolian gerbil)
Lineage: Eukaryota; Metazoa; Chordata; Mammalia; Rodentia; Muridae
Gene: Bcr
Product: BCR activator of RhoGEF and GTPase
Exons: 23
Coding region: 143-3973 (1276 amino acids)
Biological process (GO): protein phosphorylation; intracellular signal transduction; positive regulation of GTPase activity
Cellular component (GO): membrane
Molecular function (GO): protein serine/threonine kinase activity; guanyl-nucleotide exchange factor activity; GTPase activator activity
Source: RefSeq, a predicted model, not a curated record
GCCACCGCCGCCGCGGGGGGCGGGCAUGGAAGCCGCGGGGCGCCCCGGGCCGGGCCCGCUGGGAUCGGCUCGCUGCCGCCGCCUCUAGGGACCCGGGGCUCGGGCUCGCGGCCCCCGCGGCGCAGGUGAAGCCGGCCGCGCCAUGGUGGACUCGGUGGGCUUCGCCGAGGCGUGGAGGGCGCAGUUCCCGGACUCGGAGCCGCCGCGCAUGGAGCUGCGCUCGGUGGGCGACAUCGAGCAGGAGCUGGAGCGCUGCAAGGCCUCCAUCCGGCGGCUGGAGCGGGAGGUGAACCAGGAGCGUUUCCGCAUGAUCUACCUGCAGACGCUGCUGGCCAAGGAGAAGAAGAGCUACGACCGCCAGCGCUGGGGCUUCCGCCGCGCCGCGCAGCCCCCGGACGGGGCGUCCCCCGCCGCCGCCGCCGCGCGCCCCCCGCAGCCCGCGGCCCCCGCCGACGGCGCGGACCCGGCGCCCGCCGACGAGGCCGAGGCGCGGCCCGACGGAGAGGGGUCCCCGGCCAAGGCGCGGCCGGCGGCGUCGGCGCGCAGGCCCGCGGCUGCCGCCCCGGCGGAGCGGGACGAGCGGGGGCCUCCCACCAGCGUGGCGGCGCUCAGGUCCAACUUCGAGAAGAUCCGCAGGGGGCCUGCGCAGCCCGCCUCGGCCGACGCCGAGAAGCCCUUCUACGUGAACGUCGAGUUCCACCACGAGCGCGGCCUGGUGAAGGUCAACGACAAGGAGGUGUCCGACCGGAUCAGCGCCCUGGGCAGCCAGGCCAUGCAGAUGGAGCGCAAGAAGUCCCAGCAGGGCGCCUCGCCGGGCCUGGCGGACGCCCCCAGACCCCAGUACCGCGGGCGCUCCUCGGAGAGCGGCUGCGGCCUCGACGGCGACUACGAGGAUGCCGAGCUGAACCCCCGCUUCCUGAAGGACAACCUGAUCCACGCCAACGGGGGCGGCGGCAGGCCCCCCUGGCCGCCCCUGGAGUACCAGCCCUACCAGAGCAUCUACGUCGGGGGUAUGAUGGGGGAGGGGGAGGGCAAGGGCCCGCUGCUGCGAAGCCAGAGCACCUCCGAGCAGGAGAAGCGCCUCACCUGGCCGCGCAGGUCCUACUCCCCCCGGAGCUUCGAGGACAGCGGAGGGGGCUACACCCCGGACUGCAGCUCCAACGAGAACCUCACCUCCAGCGAGGAGGACUUUUCCUCCGGCCAGUCCAGCCGCGUCUCGCCUAGCCCCACCACCUACCGCAUGUUCCGGGACAAGAGCCGCUCCCCCUCGCAGAAUUCGCAGCAGUCCUUCGACAGCAGCAGCCCCCCGACGCCCCAGUGCCAGAAGCGCCACCGCCAGUGCCAGGUGGUGGUGUCUGAGGCCACCAUCGUAGGUGUCCGCAAGACCGGGCAGAUCUGGCCCAGUGAUGGGGACGGCACCUUCCAGGGGGAAGCAGAUUCCUCGUUUGGAACACCGCCUGGGUAUGGCUGUGCCGCAGACCAGGCCGAAGAACAGCGCCGGCACCAGGACGGGAUGCCCUACAUCGACGAUUCGCCUUCCUCCUCGCCACACCUCAGCAGCAAAGGCAGAGGUGGCCGCGAUGCUCUGGCCUCAGGAGCCCUGGAGCCCACCAAAGCGAGCGAGCUGGAUUUGGAAAAGGGCUUGGAGAUGAGAAAGUGGGUUUUGUCUGGAAUCCUGGCCAGCGAGGAGACGUACCUGAGCCAUUUGGAGGCGCUGCUGCUGCCCAUGAAGCCACUGAAAGCAGCCGCCACCACGUCUCAGCCUGUGCUGACGAGCCAGCAGAUCGAGACCAUCUUCUUCAAAGUGCCUGAGCUCUACGAGAUCCACAAGGAGUUCUACGACGGCCUGUUCCCCCGAGUGCAGCAGUGGAGCCAUGAGCAGCGUGUGGGAGAUCUCUUCCAGAAGCUGGCCAGCCAGCUGGGUGUGUACCGAGCCUUUGUGGAUAACUAUGGAGUGGCCAUGGAAACCGCAGAGAAGUGCUGUCAGGCCAACACUCAGUUUGCAGAAAUAUCUGAGAACCUGAGAGCCAGAAGCAACAAGGAUGCCAAGGACUCAGCCACCAAGAACUCUCUAGAAACGCUGCUCUACAAACCUGUGGACCGGGUGACGAGGAGCACGCUAGUCCUGCACGACUUGCUGAAACACACUCCUCCCAGCCACCCCGACCAUUCCCUGCUGCAGGACGCCCUCCGCAUCUCACAGAACUUCCUGUCCAGCAUCAAUGAGGAGAUCACGCCCCGCCGGCAGUCCAUGACGGUGAAGAAAGGAGAGCACCGGCAGCUGCUGAAGGACAGCUUCAUGGUGGAGCUGGUGGAGGGGGCCCGCAAGCUGCGCCACAUCUUCCUGUUCACUGACCUGCUCCUCUGCACCAAGCUGAAGAAGCAAAGUGGAGGCAAAACCCAGCAGUACGACUGUAAAUGGUACAUUCCGCUCACGGACCUCAGCUUCCAGAUGGUGGAUGAGCUGGAGGCCCUGCCCAACAUCCCGCUGGUGCCAGAUGAGGAACUGGACGCCCUGAAGAUCAAAAUCUCCCAAAUCAAGAGUGACAUCCAACGAGAAAAGAGAGCAAACAAGGGCAGCAAGGUCAUGGAGAGGCUGAGGAAGAAGCUGUCUGAGCAGGAGUCACUGCUGCUGUUGAUGUCCCCCAGCAUGGCCUUCCGGGUACACAGUCGCAACGGCAAGAGUUACACAUUCCUUAUUUCCUCUGACUAUGAGCGAGCGGAGUGGAGAGAGAGCAUCCGAGAGCAGCAGAAGAAAUGUUUCAAAAGUUUCUCCCUGACAUCUGUGGAGCUACAAAUGCUGACCAACUCGUGUGUAAAACUUCAGACCGUUCACCACAUUCCACUGACCAUCAACAAAGAAGACGAUGAGUCUCCGGGACUCUACGGCUUCCUGCACGUCAUCGUCCACUCGGCCACCGGGUUUAAGCAGAGUUCAAAUCUGUACUGCACGCUGGAGGUGGAUUCCUUUGGGUAUUUUGUGAAUAAAGCAAAGACACGAGUCUACAGGGACACAACUGAGCCAAACUGGAAUGAGGAGUUUGAGAUCGAGCUAGAAGGCUCCCAGACCCUGCGGAUUCUAUGCUAUGAAAAGUGUUACAACAAAAUGAAGAUCACCAAGGAGGAUGGCGAGAGCGCGGACAAGCUCAUGGGGAAAGGCCAGGUCCAGCUGGACCCGCAAACCCUACAGGACAGAGACUGGCAGCGGACUGUCAUUGACAUGAAUGGGAUCGAGGUGAAGCUGUCGGUCAAGUUCACAAGCAGGGAGUUCAGCCUCAAAAGGAUGCCUUCACGCAGACAGACGGGGGUCUUCGGGGUCAAGAUUGCCGUGGUCACAAAGAGAGAGCGCUCCAAGGUACCCUACAUCGUGCGCCAGUGUGUGGAGGAGAUCGAGCGCCGGGGGAUGGAGGAGGUGGGCAUCUACCGAGUGUCCGGGGUGGCCACAGACAUCCAGGCACUGAAGGCGGCCUUUGAUGUCAAUAACAAGGAUGUGUCGGUGAUGAUGAGCGAGAUGGACGUGAAUGCCAUUGCUGGCACGCUGAAGCUCUACUUCCGAGAGCUGCCCGAGCCCCUCUUCACGGAUGAGUUCUACCCUAACUUCGCAGAAGGCAUAGCUCUUUCAGACCCUGUGGCGAAGGAGAGCUGCAUGCUGAACCUGCUGCUGUCCCUCCCGGAAGCCAACCUACUGACCUUCCUCUUCCUCCUGGACCACUUGAAAAGGGUGGCCGAAAAGGAGACGGUCAACAAGAUGUCGCUGCACAACCUCGCCACAGUCUUCGGGCCCACGCUGCUUCGGCCCUCCGAGAAGGAGAGCAAGCUCCCCGCGAACCCCAGCCAGCCCAUCACCAUGACCGACAGCUGGUCCCUGGAGGUCAUGUCCCAGGUCCAGGUGUUGCUGUACUUCCUGCAGCUGGAGGCCAUCCCUGCCCCCGACAGCAAGAGACAGAGCGUCCUGUUUUCCACUGAAGUCUAAAGGCCUGGCAUCGCUCAUCUCCUUAAAGAGGCCUACAGAAUGACCUGUAAACCUGUGACAAAAGAAUCCAUCCACGGAGUGGGAAUGGGACCCUUCUUGUGGGGUAAUUUAACCAUUCCCAAGCUCUGGGCCACCUGCCAAGAGACAAGUACCCAAAGCAAAGGCCAAGGGGCCUAGGCCAAUGGUCCAGGUGUGUCUGCAAGCCCCAGGCUGGCCCCAGACUGUAACUUUCCCUUGUUGCCACCAGAGGGCGCCCCAAGCCAGCCCAUCUGCCAGCCUGCAUACAAGGGAAAGAGGUGGCGAAGAAAGUGGUUUUUAUGAAUCUAAUUUAUCAGAGUUUUUUGUUUUUGUUUUGUUGUUGUUUUUUUUUUUUUUGUUUUUUGUUUUUUAAAUCUCUACUGGAUCAUCUGUCCCGAUGCACCCUCUCUGGGGAAUAGGGACAGCGCCAGAUCCCUCCCUGUUGUGUCUUGAAUAAACACUGCUGCUGCUGCAUCUGUGGGGGCCACAGCCCGUCCCUGUGUGGGUGGGGAUAUCUCCCUUUCCCUGACCUGGAGACCCCGCUGUACACGGAACCGGGCUGGAGACGCUGAGUCAACACUGUAGCAUCUCGACUGCUUGCUGUUCGCUUUGUCUCUCUAGGUUGUCUGUGCAGAAGUAGGUCAGGCUCCUGUUUUCUGACACUCUUGGUGUUUUGCUAUUUCUGCACUUCUCAGGAGUAGGCCCCACCGAGGCCCGGGAGUGUCCGGGGACCAGACACGGGGGGAGUCGAGGCCCUGGUGAUGCACCUUACAAUCCGCCUUCAGGGAGAGUGGCUGUGUCCACCAAUCCUUACUGGCUGCCUGCCGCCAGCUCUCCCUUCUGGCUUACAAGGCUGUGAUGUCUCCGGCCUGGCUCUGACUCUUCUCUCUGUCCCUCAUUGUCCCACGUGUGGAUCACUUACUUCCGGUCCUCGCUCCCAACUGAACAGACUCAAGUUAACUUUUGUAGCAGUUUCUACCCCGAAAGCAGCAGCUUGCUCUAGUGGCUUGUUCAAAAAAACUUUGAUCCAAAAUAGCUUUUGAUACUUGAAUAUUUUUAAGUUUUAUACAUAGUUUCUAAUUUUUUUCCUAACGGAUUCACACACCUACUAAGAAAUGAGAAUGUGCACCACGGGAGGGCCGUGUCCCGAGAGUAUUUCGUCUUCCUUCAAGAUCCAGCUUUCUUUUUGUUUGGAGUCAUCUCUGAUGUCUCUGGGACAUCAGAAGCACCAGGAGAAGGUUAGGAAAGUCAGGUCUGGGGGUGGGGGCAACCACCUCACUGCAGAAUGAAAGCUAGCCCACCCGAUGCCCUCCCACCCUCACACUCCCUGAACCUGGGCAGGAGUCAGGGUAGUCUCUACUUAGUAAAAAGAGAAAGGGGGGAAACUACCAAUUCUUUUCAAGAAAAAAAAAAUCCACAGAUCUUGCAUCAUUUUUAAAAAGAGUACAAACCCACCCUGGGGAGGCUGAGGCAGACUUGCCGUGAGUUCAAGACCAGCCUUGGCAGCGUAGCGCUUUUCGGACCAGACAGGACUACAGUGCAGGGCUGGAGUACACGGGGCUUGGAGUGGGCAGGUGGAGAGAAGAGACUGGUAGACCUGAAGCCCAGCCGCUCCUGCAGAGGCAGGACUUGUCACAUGAGGACCCCUGCUCCCAGUCACGUGCUCCACGGCCCCUCCCAUGUCUGGAAGGUGGCGAUUCCUUAGAGGCAGAGCCACACAUCCCCCUAAACGUCUGCUCUUGAACCUGCCCAAGCUGUUGGGCAGGAAACCAAGGACCCUAGAGGGUCUCUGUCUGCAUACAGUGUUUGUGUGGUCGGCCUUUUUUUCUUUCUUUUUUUUUCCUCCUUUCUUUCUUUCUUUCUCUCUCUCUUUCUUUUUUUCUUCUUCAGAGCUGCCCAUUGGUCUGCUCUUGAGCAUUUCUGGACCCAGUGGACCCCUCUAGUUUGGCUGCCCACCCCAUGUCAUGGCUCUGACCCUACAAGGCAAGCACUGCUGUUCCUGCCCGCUCGGCUCCCUUGUUUCUUGAUUUGCGUCUGUCGCCCUGAACUGGAAAGCAAUAUAUCAAUGUGCCAAUUUGCAUUCCCCUGCCCGGCCCCAUCCUCUGUCCGCUUUAUUUAUACAGGCUGUGCAUUCUUCUGGAAGUGCUCCUCCGCCAUCAGGCAUUGGCGGCGGUGGCUGGGGCUGCCUCUCAGCGCCUCACACCUUGCGGGCCUGUAGGCUGGCAAUGCCAGUGUGGGGCUGGAAGAUAGGUGGUGUUCUCGGGAGUGAGGUGGCCCAACUUUCCCUCCAAGGAGAGACUGCCAGCCCCGAGUACACUGGGACUGCCCAGCGAGCAUGGCUGCCAGACUCUGAAGGAAGAAGCGAUACUUUCUUACUGUGGAACCUGGGUCCUGGGCACAGUGGGCCUUGGCUUCCUGGGGGUAGCCUGGCCUCCCCGGUGGGUUGAUGGUCUCUUAGCUGCGGUCUUGCUUUUGAGCUCAGCUGUCUGUACUACUCUGUGCCGGAAGGACCACAGACACCCUCAUUAAAGUCUCCUGAGACUUCUA